CUUUCGUAGCUCUCGUGCUGCGGCUCAGCUCUCGUCGCAACGAGAUCUUUCGAGAUCUUCUCCGCCCCCGCUACCGGCGCCUCCUCUGCGGCCAGUGAGCCGGAGCCGGCCUGAGCAGCGCUCUCGGUUGCGGUCCCCACUGGAAGGACUUAGGCGCUCGCCUGGACACCGCACGCCCUUUAGUAGCCUCGGCCCAAAAGGCCUGCUUUCCACGCGCUAGCCCCGCCGGGGGUCCGUGUCCUGUCUCGGUGGCCGGACCCGGGCCCGAGCCCGAGCAGUAGCCGGCGCCAUGUCGGUGGUGGGCAUAGACCUGGGCUUCCAAAGCUGCUACGUCGCUGUGGCCCGCGCCGGCGGCAUCGAGACUAUCGCUAAUGAGUAUAGCGACCGCUGCACGCCGGCUUGCAUUUCUUUUGGUCCUAAGAAUCGUUCAAUUGGAGCAGCAGCUAAAAGCCAGGUAAUUUCUAAUGCAAAGAACACAGUCCAAGGAUUUAAAAGAUUCCAUGGCCGAGCAUUCUCUGAUCCAUUUGUGGAGGCAGAAAAAUCUAACCUUGCAUAUGAUAUUGUGCAGUUGCCUACAGGAUUAACAGGUAUAAAGGUGACAUAUAUGGAGGAAGAGCGAAAUUUUACCACUGAGCAAGUUACUGCCAUGCUUUUGUCCAAACUGAAGGAGACAGCCGAAAGUGUUCUUAAGAAGCCUGUAGUUGACUGUGUUGUUUCGGUUCCUUGUUUCUAUACUGAUGCAGAAAGACGAUCAGUGAUGGAUGCAACACAGAUCGCUGGUCUUAAUUGCUUGCGAUUAAUGAAUGAAACCACUGCAGUUGCUCUUGCAUAUGGAAUCUAUAAGCAGGAUCUUCCUGCCUUAGAAGAGAAACCAAGAAAUGUAGUUUUUGUAGACAUGGGCCACUCUGCUUAUCAAGUUUCUGUAUGUGCAUUUAAUAGAGGAAAACUGAAAGUUCUGGCCACUGCAUUUGACACGACAUUGGGAGGUAGAAAAUUUGAUGAAGUGUUAGUAAAUCACUUCUGUGAAGAAUUUGGGAAGAAAUACAAGCUAGACAUUAAGUCCAAAAUCCGUGCGUUAUUACGACUCUCUCAGGAGUGUGAGAAACUCAAGAAAUUGAUGAGUGCAAAUGCUUCAGAUCUCCCUUUGAGCAUUGAAUGUUUUAUGAAUGAUGUUGAUGUAUCUGGAACUAUGAAUAGAGGCAAAUUUCUGGAGAUGUGCAAUGAUCUCUUAGCUAGAGUGGAGCCACCACUUCGUAGUGUUUUGGAACAAACCAAGUUAAAGAAAGAAGAUAUUUAUGCAGUGGAGAUAGUUGGUGGUGCUACACGAAUCCCAGCGGUAAAAGAGAAGAUCAGCAAAUUUUUUGGUAAAGAACUUAGUACAACAUUAAAUGCUGAUGAAGCUGUCACUCGAGGCUGUGCAUUGCAGUGCGCCAUCUUAUCGCCUGCUUUCAAAGUCAGAGAAUUUUCUAUCACUGAUGUAGUACCAUAUCCAAUAUCUCUGAGAUGGAAUUCUCCAGCUGAAGAAGGGUCAAGUGACUGUGAAGUCUUUUCCAAAAAUCAUGCUGCUCCUUUCUCUAAAGUCCUUACAUUUUAUAGAAAGGAACCUUUCACUCUUGAGGCCUACUACAGCUCUCCUCAGGAUUUGCCCUAUCCAGAUCCUGCUAUAGCUCAGUUUUCAGUUCAGAAAGUCACUCCUCAGUCUGAUGGCUCCAGUUCAAAAGUGAAAGUCAAAGUUCGAGUAAAUGUCCAUGGCAUUUUCAGUGUGUCCAGUGCGUCUUUAGUGGAGGUUCACAAGUCUGAGGAAAAUGAGGAGCCAAUGGAAACAGAUCAGAAUGCAAAGGAGGAAGAGAAGAUGCAAGUGGACCAGGAGGAACCACAUGUUGAAGAGCAACAGCAGCAGACACCAUCAGAAAAUAAGUCAGAGUCUGAAGAAAUGGAGACCUCUCAAGCUGGAUCCAAGGAUAAAAAGAUGGACCAACCACCCCAAGCCAAGAAGGCAAAAGUGAAGACCAGUACUGUGGACCUGCCAAUCGAGAAUCAGCUGUUAUGGCAGAUAGACAGAGAGAUGCUCAACUUGUACAUUGAAAAUGAGGGUAAGAUGAUCAUGCAGGAUAAACUGGAGAAGGAGCGGAAUGAUGCUAAGAACGCAGUGGAGGAAUAUGUGUAUGAAAUGAGAGACAAGCUUAGUGGUGAAUAUGAGAAGUUUGUGAGUGAAGAUGAUCGUAACAGUUUUACCUUGAAACUAGAAGAUACUGAAAAUUGGUUGUAUGAGGAUGGAGAAGACCAGCCAAAGCAAGUUUAUGUUGAUAAGUUGGCUGAAUUAAAAAAUCUAGGUCAACCUAUUAAGAUACGUUUUCAGGAAUCUGAAGAACGACCAAAAUUAUUUGAAGAACUAGGGAAACAGAUCCAACAGUAUAUGAAAAUAAUCAGCUCUUUCAAAAACAAGGAGGACCAGUAUGAUCAUUUGGAUGCUGCUGACAUGACAAAGGUAGAAAAAAGCACAAAUGAGGCAAUGGAGUGGAUGAAUAACAAGCUAAAUCUGCAGAACAAGCAGAGUUUGACCAUGGAUCCAGUUGUCAAGUCAAAAGAGAUUGAAGCUAAAAUUAAGGAGCUGACAAGUAUUUGUAGCCCUAUAAUUUCAAAGCCCAAACCCAAAGUGGAACCUCCAAAAGAGGAACAAAAAAAUGCAGAGCAGAAUGGACCAGUGGAUGGACAAGGAGACAACCCAGGCCCCCAGGCUGCUGAGCAGGGUACAGACACAGCUGUGCCUUCGGAUUCAGACAAGAAGCUUCCUGAAAUGGACAUUGAUUGAUUCCAACACUUGUUUCUAUUAAAACAGACUAUUAUAAAGCUUUAAGUUGUCAACUUUGUUCUAAAUAUCAACUAGAGCAAGUGAAUACUGAAGAUUUCUUAGUCAGUUUUUAGGGGAUUUUCGGGGAGGGGAAAUAGGUAAUGUAUGGAGCAUUUUGACUUCUAAAUAGUUAGAUACAGAAAUUAAGUGCAUUGUAUCUUUUUCAUAAUGGUACUAUUUAGAAGCCCAGUUAGUCUUACUGAGCUUAUGCUUCACUCCUUUAUGUUUAACCAUGUGUCUACAAGAAUAAGUUUGUUUUGGAAAGUUGAGCUAUAGCUACAGCUCUAGCUAUCCAGCAGACUUUUCAUUAUGACUUACAUGGCAGGAGCUCUAAUUAUGCUUUAAAAAUCUGUUGUGGAGAUUGCUCUAAAGGCUCCCUGCCUGGUGUGGGGAUGGGGUCCCCCUCUUUGUGAGGGCCGGAACAUGGCACGGCAUGGAUUAACACGGCAGAGGAACAAAGGUGUGCUCUGAGCUUCUUCAUAUUUCACCUUCACCCUCACCUGUGUUCUCUUCCCUCUCUCCCUAUAAAAGGGCUCCCAUUAUAAAUGCCAUGUACUUCUCUUGGGAAAACAGACCCCCUUGCCUAGAGUAAGUUGUUAACUGAGGGCUUUAAACCUGGAGGCUCUUGCUGAAAGUAUGUUCAUGAAUACCCCAAGCAUCAAGGUCUAAAUAAUUUUCAGAAGAUUAGAAUUGGGUAGAUAUACUGUUGGAUAUAGCCAUGGUAAAUUUAGUAAAUUUAACUGAGGAAUUAAAUCCUUGUUAAUUUUGGUGUAAAGAUUUGUAUCCUGGCCUGUUUAUUCAGGUGGGAGGUGUUCUGUAUAAUUUUGAGGUAUAGCUUGAACUCCUAGAACCAGAGUUAAAAGUUCUUUUUAGCUCAUUCACAAUCAAUCACUUGUGUGUUAAGUGUUAAUAUCUGUCAUGAACCUGCCAAUUUGUACAUGUUAAGCAGCUGACAGAUGAUACAAAAAAACUAAGAUACACUGGAUUGUACUGGAUGAGCCUGAAAUUAGUGUUAAAGAAGUGUGGUGCCUGAUGUUAUAACAACACCUCAUUCUUAACUGUGUGGCCAGUGUCAGGUAUACCAAAGCAUUCCUCUGACUGCUUUUUGGGGCAGUGUUGACAGGAGUGAGGCAUUUUGGAAACUCCAAGGGAAGCCUGUGUUUGAGGCCAGAGUUGGUACCUGCUUUAAGAAACUGUUACAAGGCUUGUUGGUAAUGUUUUGGAUGUUUGUAAAAAUUGAUAUUCUGUAUAACAGAGUGCCUCUCUGUUACUUUUGGCCUAUGUUGUUAGAAAUAAGAUGCUAUCUUGCAUAGUUAGAAUUAAGCGUUUGUCCAUCUCUAGAUACAUUGAAAAGUUUUAGAGUGUUACAGGCUCUAAAGUGCUAUGGAGAACAAUUGCUUAGGAGGAGGAAGGGGAAAGUAUACUUAUGUUGGUGUGUAAGCACGCAUGGAGGCCUCGAGGCACCACAACAAGGCCAUGUUCUUAGCACGUCCUCUGUUCUCUGUCAUGCUUCAAGAGUUCCAGCUGGCCUGCUGUGAAGCCAGUAGCUAUUUUAAAAGUGCUGGCUGCAGGAUUAAGCCAACCCUUUACAACUGGCCCAGUCCUUAAUGGCCAUUUCUUCUU
Messenger RNA from Nomascus leucogenys (northern white-cheeked gibbon), 4474 nucleotides. RefSeq names its product heat shock protein family A (Hsp70) member 4 (gene HSPA4). Gene Ontology annotation, cellular component: nucleus; cytosol. The record is from RefSeq and is a predicted model, not a curated record. NCBI's taxonomy places the organism in Eukaryota, Metazoa, Chordata, Mammalia, Primates, Hylobatidae. Gene Ontology annotation, biological process: protein folding. Gene Ontology annotation, molecular function: ATP binding; ATP-dependent protein folding chaperone.